GAAACACACUCGUCAUUGUAGCUGUCAUCCACCGCCACUUACAAGCUAACAAGCUAACAAACAACAUUAACAAAGAUACGAUGCUAAUUACACUUACCAUUUUGAUACGUCAACUUUUGGUGCACAACAGACCUCCUCAUUUGAGUCUGAUUCUGACUGUGGCUCAAACUUGUAUGGCCGAAUCUCUCCGAUGUUUCUAGCCAUCUUAAUGCACACCGCCCUUUCACCCGAGUAGAUGGAGAGCGAGGAGAACGAGGCCAGAUACAUCAUUUAUCACUGUUGCCAUGGCGUCAGCAGCUCUGGAGCUGAUGGGAUUCUUCCUGGGCCUGCUGGGGAUGCUGGGCACCAUGGUCGCCACAGUGCUACCGUACUGGCAGAUUUCCGCCCACAUCGGCUCCAACAUUGUCACGGCCGUGGCCAACAUGAGGGGCCUGUGGAUGGAGUGCGUCUACCAGAGCACAGGGGCCUUUCAGUGCGAGACCUACAACUCCAUGCUGUCCCUGCCCUCCAACCUGCAGGCCUCUCGCGCCCUCAUGGUCAUCUCCAUCGUGCUAUCUAUACUCGCCAUUGCCAUGGCGGCCCUGGGGAUGCAGUGCACUCUCUGUUUGGAGGGCGCAGGUGCAGUUAAGGGUCGUGUGGCAGGCGCCAGCGGGGGCUUAUUCCUUGCUUCCGGCUUCCUUUCACUCAUUCCGGUGGCAUGGACCACACACGAAGUGGUCCAGACCUUCUACCAACCCAACUUGCAUUCCAGUAUGAAGUUUGAGCUGGGGGAGUGUCUGUUUAUUGGUCUGGCCUCUGCGCUUAUCUCCAUGCUGGGAGGGGGGAUGCUGUCUGUGUCAUGCUUUGAGGAGCAGGAUGGCGGCCGUGGGAGACGGCACGGCGGAGGGUAUCCAUAUCCAGUGGGAGGCGGCAUGCAUGGCACAGGGGUACGGACAACCUCACAGACCUACCACAACCCCACCCUGCAGGUGGGUGGCAUCAAUGCAGCCAGCAGGGGGCAGACGCUGCUCCGCGGUAACAGUCACAGCUCCGAGUCGAGUGCACAUGGAAUCCAGGGAGCCAAGAAGCCCACUGCGGCAGGAUAUGACAUCACAGGAUACGUCUGA
Molecule: messenger RNA, 1106 nt
Organism: Perca flavescens (yellow perch)
Lineage: Eukaryota; Metazoa; Chordata; Actinopteri; Perciformes; Percidae
Gene: cldn2
Product: claudin 2
Exons: 2
Coding region: 285-1106 (273 amino acids)
Cellular component (GO): bicellular tight junction; membrane
Molecular function (GO): structural molecule activity
Source: RefSeq, a predicted model, not a curated record